Cuscuta epithymum is the source of this 564-nucleotide messenger RNA. The record is from the annotation of a GenBank genome assembly. Lineage: Eukaryota; Viridiplantae; Streptophyta; Magnoliopsida; Solanales; Convolvulaceae.
GAAAAUUGUAAAUGGGUUGUUCGUGCUGUUAGGCUCAAAGGUGUUCAGCUUUUUCAGAUUAGAAGGUUUGAUGUUGAUCACACUUGCUCAAUAGACUUUAGGCAAGAUGUUCGUCACAGGCAGGCCACUUCUACAAUGAUUGCUGAGCUUGUAGCUCAUCAGUAUAAAGAUGCUUCCAAAAAACCAUAUACACCUAAACAAAUCGGGGAUGAUUUGUUGUUGCAGUAUGGAAUACCGAUAUCAUACAAGAAGUCUUGGGCUGCAAAGAAAUCUGCCAUGAGAAAACAAUUUGGUUCAGAUUCAGAGGCAUACCAAUUGUUGACGUCGAUGCUCCAUAUGCUUGACCAAGCUAAUCCAGGAUCUGACGUCUUGCUCAUUAGAGGGGAUAAUGAUGUGUUUCACUACUUUUUCAUGUCACUUGCACCAUGGGAGCAUUGCAUUCCUGUUCUUAUUAUCGAUGGUUCUUUUAUGAAAGCGUACUACAAAGGGACGUUGCUUACCGCCUGCAGACAAGAUGCAAACAAACAGAUUGUGCCUUUAGCGUUUGCUGUAUGUGAUUCUAAG